Zophobas morio is the source of this 741-nucleotide messenger RNA. RefSeq lists its product as uncharacterized. Gene Ontology annotation, biological process: DNA recombination; DNA integration. Bases 1 to 741 code for a protein of 246 amino acids. The record is from RefSeq and is a predicted model, not a curated record. The transcript is spliced from 4 exons. Gene Ontology annotation, molecular function: DNA binding. Lineage: Eukaryota; Metazoa; Arthropoda; Insecta; Coleoptera; Tenebrionidae.
AUGUCGAAUAUUUUUGCGGUGGUGUCACGAAUGGGCAUUACGCUUGGAUUUAAAUACCACGAGUGCGAAGCACGAGUGGUAUUUCCAAGCGAAAUGCCCAUGAGUGGAACCACGGCAAAAAUAUACGACUUAACUUUGGCUACGCAUGCAUGGCGUGGUGGUGAAGGAGCCAGUUGUUUCACAUACUAUUUUAAGCCAGAAAUUGACAAUAAAGGACUUACUACAGGCCGGAUUGAAUAUAAUCCUGUCUUUUCUAAAACAGCACAAGGUGGUUCAAAACCACUAACAAGUAGUAAAUGGUUAACGAAAAAUAAAGACAACCCCAACCUCUGCCCCGUUAGGCUGUAUCAUCUACUAAUGAUGAAAAGAAGAAAUAACAUAAACACCGACAGAAUGUUUUUAACACCCAAUCCUUUUUGGAACAAAAUACAAAAUGCAGUGUGGUACAAAAAUAGUCCCGUUGGAGUUAAUGAAAUUGGUAAAUGGGUAAAGUCGUUAGCAAUAGUGACUGGUUUAGAUAUUAAAAGAAGGAAAAUAUCGAAUCAUUCUGUGCGCUCAUCAGCGGUGUCUGCUUUGGCUAAAGCUGGAGUCGAAGAACAGCAGUUGAUGAAAAUCACAGGACACCAGAACGUUAACUCAAUUAAACCAUAUUUGCAACUCGACGAUGAACAUCACAAAUCAAUUAUUAAUAAAAUACGAAAUAAUUCACUUCUUGUUUAUUACAAAACUGUACGAAUGUAA